This is a messenger RNA of Coregonus sp. 'balchen', 638 nucleotides long. The record is from the annotation of a GenBank genome assembly. NCBI's taxonomy places the organism in Eukaryota, Metazoa, Chordata, Actinopteri, Salmoniformes, Salmonidae.
UGCUGUGUGCCUGCUGGCCUCCCUGGACUCUGGGACAAGAGCUACAGGUGCAAGAUGCCCUCUGCACUGCAGAUGGCUGCUACGCCAUCUAUUUCCAACGUAAGACCUUUCGGGAAUCUGCAUGGUUCUGCAAGGACAAACGUGGUUUCCCUGGCAACCCUAAAGAGUUCUGAGGAGGCGGCUGUGGUGCAUGAGCUCCUGUCUUCGGUGGAGCAGCGCGGGCCACGGGCCAGGGUCAGACUGUGGAUUGGGCUCCAUCGUCAGCCCAGGCAGUGCUCUGCCACACGCCCACUCAGAGGAUUCCAAUGGAUCACAGGUGAACAGGACACACAGUACACCAACUGGCUGAGAGCGGACUCACCUAGUACCUGUGCCCGCGCCCCGCUGUGUCGUCAUGAGCGUCAACACUGCCUGCUGACACCCGGGAGCAGCACGACAACUUCAAGUGGCUGGAUGGCUCCUGCUCGCUGGCUGUGGAUGGAUUCAUGUGUCACUACACCUACCAGGGGAUGUGCCCUUCUCUGAAGAGUGAGGGAGGGGGACCUGCACUAUAUACCACCCCUUUCAGCCUGCUCAGCAGCAUCCUCACUCACAUCCCCCUUUGGCUCAGUAGCCACCUUGCCCUGCCCAGACCAUGA